CUCUCGCGUGAAUUGUCCACCCGCGAGAUCUAAAAUGGCAAAUUCAAGAACCCCACUUUUGUCAGCAUUUACUUGGCUAACUACAAGUUAAUACUUUAUCAUUCAGUAAGGAUUUAACUAAAAUGGUAAAGGCUUCGCUUCAGUGGAGAUGAUGCUUAUGAAGUUGCAUGUCAUAGAACUGAAAACACAGCGUAUCAAUGUGUGAUAAGAAUACAAAGACUCAUGCAAUUUGCAUAUAACACCACGAUUAUGAUUACUACAUAAUCAUAUUAUAAGACUACUAACUUAUAUUAGAUUUUUAUGGAUAUUAUAUACAGGAUUUAAUAGUGCGAGCUAGUUAUUAUGUAAUACUACAAUUUUACAUAUUAAAGAUACUAACAUAAACAAAUAUGACCAUCAGUCAAUGCAUAUUCUGUUGGAGUUGGUGACAAAGUACUCAUAAAGAUUAGCACCAAAGGGCUGCAUAAUUAGAAUUACAAUGCUGUAAGAUAUUUAUGAGAAUAUCACGAUGGGAUCGACAAGAUUGGUUCAAUACGAACAAUUUCACGAUGAGCAAGAUGUUGCCAACGAGGCCAGCAAUAUGGCGACAGAUAUACCAGCCAAUGAGGAUUCUGACGAUUCCCCCGAACAACGACAGCACCAUUGGAGCCUGAACUACCAAGAAGCUGCGAUAUAUCUCGAGGAAGGUUAUAAUAAUGAUAAAUUCGAGACGCAUCCGCAAUCCCAGAAUGCACUUCCUAUUUAUUUACUCACGCAUCGUACUUGGUUUUACAUCGUAGAUUUCCUUGCAUCAACUUUGCUGCUAAGCUUAGCGUUGAUCGAACGACCAGCAGUACCCUUGUUCAAAGUACCAGUAUGGAUUCAUGGUUCAGUUGAGCUCCUGUGUUUGUUCGUGAUCGCACUUGAGCUCAUAAUGAGGCUAAAGUGGUUAGGGGUAAAGCAGUUUGUAAAACAUGUGAGGACUGUUGUCAAGACAACUACCUUGACAGUGAUGUUUGCGGAGGCCAUAGUUGUACUUAUCCGUCAACAGAGUCAUUUUCGUGUCACAAGAGCAUUUAGACCGAUUUUCCUGAUUGAUUCUCAUUAUUGUCGAGGUGUCAGAAGAUUCAUUCGACAGGUUCUACAGUCCAUGCCUCCAAUUCUAGACAUGCUAAUCUUGCUGUUGUUCUUCAUGUUGAUAUUCUCGAUAUUAGGUUUUUAUCUGUUUUCCCCAUUUGAUGAUCCGUAUUUCAACCACAUAGAGACCAGCUUUAUCAGCCUCUUUGUGCUGCUGACAACAUCAAACUUUCCAGAUGUAAUGAUGCCCUCCUAUAGCAGGUCUAGGUGGAGCGCAAUCUUCUUCAUUGUUUACCUUGCAGUAGAACUUUACUUUUUAAUGAACUUACUUUUAGCUGUGGUUUAUGACACAUUUACUGAGAUUACAAAAAAGAAACUUAAAAAACUUCUGCUCCACAAACGUGAGGCAUGUCAAAGAGCAUUUAGACUUCUCGUCACAAAACAGAAUCCUACAAGAAUUUCCCUGAGACAUUUUGUUGGUGUGAUGAAGUACUUCAAUAGGAGACUCAACAAGCGAGAUCUCUACCUGUGCUUCAAAGGGUUAAACAUCAGUAAAACUGGAGAAAUGAACUUAGAUGAAUUCUACCAUAUUUACUAUGUAACUAAGCUCAAAUGGGGGCCUGAACCUACUGUUGGUGAACUGUGGUCAACCAAAAUUUGCAGUCCUUGUUGCAGUACUUUUAUUAAAGCUAUGAAUCGCCUGGUGACUUGGAGAUGGUUCACUUGGUUCAUAUACUUUGUGAUAGCAGUCAACUUUGUAUGGAUCCUUGCUGAAACUAUAGAUAUAUCAGUGGACCCAGACAUCAAAGCUCAAGAUUACAAGAUAUCGUGGUACACUUUAAUAUUUGUUGCAAUAUAUGUUGUUGAAAUGAUCCUGAAAAUACUCGGCCUGGGGCCCAAGGACUAUUUUACCUCUGGGUGGAAUCUAUUUGACUUUUUUGUGACAAUGGCUGCCUUGGUUGGAAUCCUAGGAAAGCUGUUCAACAAGAACCUUUACUAUAUAGUUAUACUGCGGCCCUUCAGACUACUUAGGUUAUUUAAGAUGAAGGCUCGUUACCGUGAUGUACUUGGGACAUUAUUUAUUCUACUAUCUCAAAUGAUGAGUCUUGCCCUUGCCAUGAUUCUAUUGUAUUACUUCUUUGCCAUCGUUGGAAUGGAACUUUUCUCCAAAUAUGAUCUACGAGACUGUUGCAAAAAUACCAGUGUUGAGGAUAACUAUCGCUAUGACAACAACAGUGUUUUCCAAGGCUACUACUACCUCAACAACUUUGAAAAUGUACUCAUCAGUGGAGUGACGUUAUUUGAACUGACUGUUGUAAACAAUUGGUAUAUCAUAAUGGAAGGCUACGCUACCGUGGCAACCAGUUGGAGCAGAAUCUAUUUCAUGUUGUUCUAUAUCGUCAUCAUGGUGGUCAUGAAUGUAGUGGUGGCUUUCAUCUUAGAGGCAUUUAUAUUCCGUAUACAGUACAGACGACAAAUGAGUGGAGAUGACAUAGGAGAUUUUAGUAAGAUCAAAGUAGAUGUGCAGCUGUCGCAUGAAGAGUUAAAUAUGUGCCUAGAUAAAGUUCAGCCUCUUACAAGCCAAUAUAUAAACUGCCCAACACAGACUGAACCACAUAGAAGUGUCCUGAGAUUCAGAGGAGAGAGGAGUGCCAGUAGGGAGGACUACAGUGUAAAGAUGUACCAAGAAGAAGUGCAGCAAUGGGUGUUAGAACAGCAAGAGAGAUUGCGGGCAGAAAGUGCCGAGAUGCAGGAUCUGAGUCAUGUGUCGCAUAAUGUCAACGGAGUAUCAGAGAGUGAGGAUAACUCACUACAUGCCAGGACUAUAACAAUGUAACUGGAGUCACAAUGUAACUAAAGUUCCAGGACUAACAAAUUACAUUGUGAUUAAAGUAACAAUGUAAUUAAAGUUCCAGGACUAACAGAUUACAAUGUAACUAGAGUAACAAUGUUAUUAAAGUUAUGAUGUAAAAUAAGCCAUACUGUAACUAGAGUCACAGACAUAAUUGAGUUUAUGAUGUAAGAGGUCACAUUGUAACUUGAGUAACAAUGUAACUAGUCAUGCAGUAACUAUAGUAACAAUGUAACUAGUCACAAUGUAACGAAAGUUAUGAUGGAAAACUAGCCAGACUGUAACUAGAGUUACAGUUUCACUUGAGUCUCAAUUCAUAUAAUGUUGACAAUGUAACUAUGGUAACAAUGUU
This is a messenger RNA of Owenia fusiformis, 3260 nucleotides long. The record is from the annotation of a GenBank genome assembly. Lineage: Eukaryota; Metazoa; Annelida; Polychaeta; Sabellida; Oweniidae.